Messenger RNA from Schizosaccharomyces japonicus yFS275, 1811 nucleotides. RefSeq names its product S-adenosylmethionine synthetase. NCBI's taxonomy places the organism in Eukaryota, Fungi, Ascomycota, Schizosaccharomycetes, Schizosaccharomycetales, Schizosaccharomycetaceae. Gene Ontology annotation, biological process: S-adenosylmethionine biosynthetic process. The transcript has a single exon. Gene Ontology annotation, molecular function: ATP binding; methionine adenosyltransferase activity. The coding region runs from base 176 to 1330 and encodes 384 amino acids. The record is from RefSeq and is a predicted model, not a curated record.
GCGAUUCCCUUAAUUUUAAACCCAACAGUCUGGGUGAAACUACGAACCUUGUGCUGCUCUGUGGAUUGAAGAAAAGGUCAAUUUUUUCUGUUUGGCGUCGUCCAUUACGUGUAUUUCUAUUUCUAUAUUCAUAAACUAGAUUUUUAUCUUUCUUACCACUAAACAAUUUAUUAAAAUGUCCAAGCCCGAGACUUUUCUUUUCACCUCCGAAUCUGUCGGUGAGGGUCACCCCGACAAGAUCUGUGACCAGGUUUCUGAUGCUAUUUUGGAUGCAUGCUUGAAGGAAGACCCCUUCUCUAAGGUUGCUUGUGAAACUGCCGCCAAGACCGGUAUGAUUAUGGUUUUCGGUGAGAUUACUACCCGUGCCAAGCUUGACUUCCAGAAGGUUGUCCGUGACACCAUUAAGAACAUCGGCUACGACUCUUCUGACAAGGGUUUUGACUACAAGACCUGUAAUGUGCUUGUUGCUAUUGAGCAACAAUCCCCCGAUAUUGCCCAGGGUCUUCACUACGAGAAGGCCUUGGAGGAGUUGGGUGCUGGUGACCAGGGUAUCAUGUUCGGUUAUGCUACCGACGAGACCCCCGAGUUGCUUCCCUUGACCGUUCUCUUGUCUCACCGCCUGAACGCUGCCAUGUCCGAGGCUCGUCGCAACGGUACCCUUCCUUGGUUGCGUCCUGACACCAAGACACAAGUUACUGUCGAGUACGAGCAAGACAACGGUGCCGUCAUUCCCCGCCGUGUCGACACCGUCGUCGUUUCUGCUCAACACGCCGAUGAGAUCUCCACUGAGGAUCUCCGUUCUGAGAUUCUCGAAAAGAUCGUCAAGAAGACGAUUCCCGCCAAGUUCCUUGACGAUCGCACUAUCUACCACAUCCAGCCCUCUGGUCGCUUCGUCAUUGGUGGUCCCCAAGGUGAUGCCGGUUUGACCGGUCGUAAAAUUAUUGUCGACACCUACGGUGGAUGGGGUGCCCACGGUGGUGGUGCCUUCUCCGGUAAGGACUACUCCAAGGUCGAUCGUUCCGCUGCCUACGCUGGUCGUUGGGUUGCCAAGUCCCUUGUCGCUGCCGGUCUUGCUCGUCGUGCUCUUGUCCAGCUUUCUUACGCCAUUGGUGUCGCUGAGCCUUUGUCUAUUUUCGUCGAGACCUACGGUACCUCCUCCAAGAGCUCUGCCGAGCUUGUCGAGAUCAUCCGCAAGAACUUUGAUCUCCGUCCCGGUGUUCUCGUUAGAGAGCUCAAGCUCCAGACUCCCUUCUAUCUCUCCACGGCUAACUACGGUCACUUCACCGACCAAACCAAGCCUUGGGAGCAACCCAAGAAGCUCGAGUUCUAAGUCUCCCGGGCAACCGUGUCGUGUGUCCGCGCACACUAAUGUGUAUAUGUGUGUGCGUGUGUGACCCGACUCCUUCUCCUGGCUCUCGCCGCCUAACACCUGCUCCCUUUCCCGCUGUCAUCGUUUGAUUUUAUUCUCUCCCCUCUCUCACGUUCUCCUGCCUAUCACGCAAAGGUCUUAAUUGGCGUGCCAGUAAACAAAUUCAUAGCGAUGCAACUUCAACCGUUGCACCGAGUGACGACGCGUUUGACGACCGUCGCAGUGUCGCGCUGUAGCAGUAUAACCUACUGGUCGGCGUGUGUGUGCAGAAUCGGAGCUCGGUGCUUUGCCUCUGCACGCGCCUUUGCGACUGAGUGCCGUCAAGCGACUGUGACGAAUGCUAAUGACGCGUCUGCUUUCAACCAGCAGACGCAUUUCCACUCUUUCUUUCCUGGUUCUUGUUGUAUACAUAGUUCAAUAGACAUAUGUUUCAGUGACUGAA